GCCACUCUGCGUGCUGGAUGGAGAUCCACAGUCAAGAGCUGCAGCUCAGUGCUGGAGUACAACAUUUCACAGGGAGCCCUGCAGAAGCAACACCUGUUUCGAGCCAGCCAAGAAAGGCACAAGCACUUGUAUGUUGCUGCUUUGCUUGUGGAUCGGCAAUAACCCUAAACCAAUGGACAUCUGCUGAGCCUCCUGAGAAUUCUGGAUAAUAGAUUUGGACGUCAAAAGUUUUAUUUUUAAUUUUUUUUUUUUGUGCCUUUUGCCUUUUUUUCCUUUCCAUUUUUUUUUUUUUUGGAUCUAUCUCAGCCAACAACGUGAGAUUUCCCCCCUCCCCCUUUGCAGGAUUCAUGCUGAUGUAUGCAGUCUGUUAUAGAGUAAAAACAGCGCAUGCCUUUCUGGAGUCAGAAUCCAUAAAUCCUGACGUAGCCUGUGCAUCUUAAAAAAAAAAAUCCCUAUAACGCCUAGGUAUUUAAGUUGCUAUGGUCAUUCUUAUCUUAAACCAAAUGGAGAAACUACGGAUUUUUUUCUUUAUUACAGUUGGAUGGGCUGAAGACCUUAUUGCUUGCUAAGAGCUGGGGAUAUAUGCAUUUAUAUAGAUAUACACAUCUAUAUGUUUAUAAAUAUGUCAGUGUGUGAGUAUAAAGUGGUGGUUUCUUAGACUAACUGGUUUGACCUUGAACCUGUACCAGUCAAAACAGAAUAUUACUUUUAUUUAUGCAUUUAAUGGAUUGAAGAAAGAACAUUUUCUCUGUAACUGCGCUAGGGAGGGGAGAGGAGUGGAAUAUACCUAAUCUUAUAUCUCCUGGGUUUGGCACCAUCAUUAUUGUUUAUUCUUAUUCUCUAAAAGCAGAAUCUUCUGAUGGCUCCCUUAGGUGAAGUUGGGAACUAUUUCGGUGUGCAGGAUGCAGUACCCUUUGGGAAUGUGCCCGUUUUGCCGGUGGAUAGUCCGGUUUUGUUAAGUGACCACCUGGGUCAGUCUGAGGCAGGUGGGCUACCCAGGGGGCCUGCGGUCACGGACUUGGACCAUUUAAAGGGGAUCCUCAGGCGGAGGCAGCUAUACUGCAGGACUGGAUUUCAUUUAGAAAUCUUCCCCAAUGGUACUAUCCAGGGAACCAGGCAAGACCACAGCAGAUUUGGUAUACUGGAGUUUAUCAGUAUAGCAGUGGGCCUGGUCAGCAUUCGAGGAGUAGACAGUGGACUCUACCUUGGAAUGAAUGAGAAAGGGGAACUCUACGGCUCGGAAAAAUUAACCCAGGAGUGUGUAUUCAGAGAGCAGUUUGAAGAAAACUGGUAUAACACAUAUUCAUCAAAUCUAUAUAAACACGUGGACACUGGAAGACGAUACUACGUUGCAUUAAAUAAAGAUGGGACUCCAAGAGAAGGGACUAGGACUAAACGGCAUCAAAAAUUUACACAUUUUUUACCUAGACCAGUGGACCCUGAGAAAGUACCUGAACUAUAUAAGGAUAUUUUAAGCCAAAGUUGACAAAGACAAUUCCUUCACUUGAGCCCUUAAAAAGUAACCACUAUAAAGGUUUCAUGCGGUGGGUUCUUAUUGAUUAGCUGUGUCAUCACAUCAGCUCCACUGUUGCCAAACUUUGUCGCAUGCAUAAUGUAUGAUGGAGGCUUGGAUGGAACAUGCUGAUUUUGUUCUGCACUUAAAGGUUUGUCCUCCUGGAGGAGAGCCUAUGCCCACUCGCUUGAUUUAGUACGAGAGGGGGAGCGCGAGAGAGUGAGUGAGAGCGAGCGCGAGAGGACGCGAGAGCGUGAAUGGGAGUGAGAGAGAGGGGAGCCGAGGGAGGAGGAGAACGGCCUGAUGCAUGCUGGGGAAUGGACACGCUUUUAAAUUUUUGAUCAGUUGUACUUCGUCAUAUAUCAGCAUAGCUGCCAUACUUUGAUUCAUCGGGAUUUUUGGCUGGUGGCCUGCUCAAGUGUACGCUGCAUUUACAAAAGGCAUGGAGGGUGCAGUCUUACUUAGACAAGAGACUUUUCAGUUAAUCACUCGCUGGGUCUCACCCCGCUGAGUUUAAAGCAAAGACCUCUUAGUAAAAAAAAAAUAAAAAAUAAAAAGUUAAAUUUAUUUAUAGAAAUUCCAAAGGCAACAUUUUAUUUAUUUUAUAUAUUUAUUUAUUAUAUAGAGUUUAUUUUUAAUGAAAUAUGUACAGGCCAGAUAGGCAUUUUGGAAGCUUUAGGCUCUGUAAGCAUUAAAACGGCAAAGGCCACUAUGAACCUGUGGUAAAUUCAUGCAAGUAAAUAUAAAGGUGCAUGGAUAAAAAGAAAAAAAAAAACAACAAAAAACAAUAAAAAGGUAAUAAUAAUAAAUUCUAGUGACCCUCAUGUACUAAAGGCGACAAUCUCUUUUGUGCCCAUAUUAUUGUAAAAGUAUGCACACCACUCAUGACACUGAGUACUCACUCUUCUGACUGCUUGUUUCAUAGCUUACCCCAGAGGAUUAAAAAGAAAACUGGGUCUUCAACUUUUUUUCUGUGUCUGUAAUAUUUCCUCUCUGAUAAAGUGACUUAUUACAUCAUUGUAAACUUCACGGCUGUGGAAAAUAUAGGGGUUGGAAUAUAUUCUACUUGUUAAAACCUACUGCAGAUUAUACCAAAGCUAAAUGAUAAAUAUGCUUUUUUAUUUUUUUUUCCUUCCUAAAGCAGAAUGCCAGAAACAACAUAAAUAAUAUCAACAAUUGUACUAAUUUUAAGAUUCCACAAAUAGCACAUAAAGGUUUCAGAGGGUAAGAACCAGGCUAACAGGAUCAGUCUUGUAAACAUGUUUAUUUGUGCACUUGACUAUCUACUAUGAAAUUAUACAAGUUCCAUAGGGGUCAUUGUAACAUCUUUUAUGGAAAAUUGCUUUCAGUGUGACUGUCAUAAUACAUGAUAUUAGCACCCUUCCUAAAGUAAAACUUGCAAAAUGAAACUAAUAAAUCUCUAUCGAUAAUGACAAUGGGGGGAAAGUAUUAGACUUUUAUUUUUUUUUUCUUCCUAAAAUAUGUUCAAAUAUUCAUGAACCGUGAGAUGAUAGUACAUAAAAUUUAAGGAACUGUAGCAUUUCAUGUUAAGCACACUAAAAUGUCGAUGAGCAAUUAUCAUUUGGGAGUUAACCCAUAGAAAGAGUCAUUUUUCCCCCAGUAUCCUGAAGGAGAAAAAAAAGAAAAGAGAGAAAAACCAUGUAAGACCCAUUUGAUAAAUGCAUUUUGUAGCUGUUGCAUCCCUUAGGGUUUGAACUUGAUGCCAUUACAACGAGCAUAGCUUUUGCCAUGGGGUCUGCAGGACUUGUGAUGCUGCCCUCAGAGACAUCGAGUCUGGGUGGAAAUGUACUUUGGCAUAGCCAGAAUUGUAGCCUAUUCAUAAUUAUAUAAUCCUGAUUUGUUUUGCUCUAAUGCACACCUGUCCACGUGAUAUAAACAGAUAUUAUUUGAAACAUAAAUCUGUUCUGGAAUAACCCAUGGCUUGGUGUCCUGAACAAGUGGGACCGUCCUGUGCUCUGCAGGAGGAGAGGCCACACCUCGACUGGGAGAUACCUGCAACCUGCAAUAAAACAUGGCAUUUUGUUAUAACUGGUUUUGAAUGAUAAAGACAUGUAAAUUCUGUUAGCAGAUCUGUAAGAUGCAGUCGGACACCGACAUGCCUAGGGACUGCUAUUGCCAAGGGAUCUAAGCCCAAUCUGCAGCCCGGGGGUUGGUUUGUAACCCUUCAUAACCUGCACGUAGAUGUGCCGCAGGUUAACCAGGUACUGAAUCACUGGACCAGGAGGCACAAAGCCUUGCUGGACCCAGCAAGUAAGAGAGCUCCUGGGAAGUGCUGGGCUCAGUGUUAAACAGAGCAAUUGUACUGUGAGGAGGGAGGGAAUGAAGGCUGCAACUCUGUUUUUCCAGAAAAUCUUGCAUGUGCUGGGAAAUGAAUGGCAAAGGUUAAAAACACUAGGAGUCGAGGCCAGGAUACUAGGCCAUGGUUUGAGUCUUAAUGUUAAAUUGAUUUGGAUUUUUAGACAUAGGCAAAUCAUUACUACUCAUUAACAUGUUUUAUUUAUUUUUUGUACUUUUCUAAAGAAAGGAUUAAAACCAAGAAAAAUGUUAUGAGUUUAUGGCAGUCCAUAUAAAUAAACUGUAACCAAUUUACUCUAAUAA
This is a messenger RNA of Oxyura jamaicensis (ruddy duck), 4132 nucleotides long. It is a transcript of the gene FGF9, whose product is annotated as fibroblast growth factor 9. The record is from RefSeq and is a predicted model, not a curated record. Lineage: Eukaryota; Metazoa; Chordata; Aves; Anseriformes; Anatidae. The coding region runs from base 860 to 1486 and encodes 208 amino acids. Gene Ontology annotation, biological process: animal organ morphogenesis; fibroblast growth factor receptor signaling pathway; lung development. Gene Ontology annotation, cellular component: cytoplasm. The transcript is spliced from 3 exons. Gene Ontology annotation, molecular function: growth factor activity; fibroblast growth factor receptor binding.